GCAGUAAUUUUCAAAAUGGCCUUGCUCGAAACGCAAGUUGGCCAGCUAGUAGAUACAACUCUAUUAUUAUGCCUUCUUUUGGUGGUGCUUUUCCUAAUUUUGGUGAAGGACAGCAAGAGUGUGUACCUGCCCCCGGGACCAUGGGGGGUGCCAGUUUUAGGCGUUCUCCCCUUUCUUCGGAAGGAUCCACAGCUUACCUUAAUGGAAUGGGCUAAAAAGUAUGGCAACAUAUUCACCGUCAAAAUGGGAACCAGAACAAUCGUUAUGUUGAAUGGUUAUGAAGCUAUCCGAGAUGUGUUUCAGAGAAAGGGAGCAUUGUCUUCUGGCAGGCCGCAUCUUCUGACUUUUGAUUUUCUACGCGGAAAAGGUAUAUUGUGCGCUGAUUACAGCAAGGGGUUUAAACGCCAGCGAGAGUUUAUCAUUAAAUAUCUGUCAAAGCUUGACGUGGAAAAGCACACAGAAGAUGAAAUCGACGCCCUUAUCCAAUACAUAAGACACAAAAACGGACAACCGUUCGAUUUCAACAAUGCUGUAAGUGCUUCCACAUCCAACGUCAUAGGGACCAUAUUGUUUGGUAGCAGACAGGAAUAUGACGAUCCUGACUUCCAAGCGUUAAUAAAUGCUUAUCACAACGCAGCCAAAUUAAGUAGUCAAGCCUCCGUCCAGAACUUUCUCCCGUUUCUGUGGUUUUUGCCUCAGUGUCGAAAAUUGUCAAUUGCCUGGGAAGCUUUCGCAGAAGCCGUUAACCGAAUUCUGGAAAAGCACAAAAUGGGUUACAACCCAUUGGCAACACGAGGCCUUAUUGAUACAAUGAUGCACCAAACAAACGAGAACAACCAGAACUCAAAGUCGCUGUUUGACACUGAAGACCUCAAAGCUAAUUGUCAAACAUUGUACGUUACUGGAUCGGAAACGACGUCGACGGCUUUGACAUGGGGGAUGCUUUUCUUGUUGUCUUAUCCAGACGUAUGCAAGAAGCUCCAAUCAGAGUUGGAUGAAGUUGUGGGGAAAUCACGUCGCCCAACACUUGAAGACAGACCAAAGCUUCCCUUCACUUGCGCUACCCUAAUGGAGUUACAGCGCUGUAAUAACAUAACACCGUUCUCGGCUCCCCACAAAGCUACACAGGACAUCAGAGUUCAUGGCUACUUGAUACCCAAGGGAACUCAACUUAUGGCAAACUACUGGUCAAUAUUCAUGAACGAAAGGAUUUGGUCCAAUCCUCACGAUUUUCAACCAAUGAGGUUUAUGGACGACUGUGGCAACGUGAAAAAAGUCGAAGGAUUUAUACCAUUUUCGUUAGGCAAGCGUUCCUGUCCAGGAGAGAGUCUGGCCAAACCGGAGAUGUUCCUGAUCCUCACAGCCUUGGUGCACACUUUCACGUUCCAGGUGCCCGAUGGAGAGGUGCUUCCGGCCCCAGUUGGUACCACCGGCUCUGUGUACGUGCCACCGAAGUUCACCGUGUGUGCCCGGCCGAGAACUUAACAAGUUAUACAAAUCCCAAAUCGAUCCGGAUUUUGCCUUUAAUUUCAGUAUUUUAGUAUGCUUGUCUUCAAUUUUAUGACCCUUAUUGUGUUGUGUAAUUAAAGAAUUCCACAUUAGGCUACUUUGCAUGCUGAAACGAAUUCUGUAAAUGAAAUAUAGAGUUAAUUUAUCACGCGGGAAAACACAUUGUACUCUUUUUUGCUUCUAAAUUGUAUUUGAGAAAAGGACUGGGGAGGUUGCAUGUCCCUCAUUACUUGCAAAUGAUACUACGUACCAGUAUUUAUUGUAAUUACACAUUACACAUAGCUAUAGGUACAGUAUAUAAAACGCAUUUCAAGAUAUAUAGUUAGACCGGUAGCUUGCUUAUAUACCGUACAUGGCGUAUACACAUCGUAUUCAUCUGUAACUUAAUUAACAAGGGGACCAGAUACCUCUUGUGUAUGAGCUAUUUUUACCAUAAUUUGGCGAAAUGUACA
Messenger RNA from Lingula anatina, 1961 nucleotides. Its product is annotated as vitamin D(3) 25-hydroxylase-like. Gene Ontology annotation, cellular component: intracellular membrane-bounded organelle; cytoplasm. The record is from RefSeq and is a predicted model, not a curated record. Gene Ontology annotation, biological process: xenobiotic metabolic process. NCBI's taxonomy places the organism in Eukaryota, Metazoa, Brachiopoda, Lingulata, Lingulida, Lingulidae. Gene Ontology annotation, molecular function: heme binding; oxidoreductase activity, acting on paired donors, with incorporation or reduction of molecular oxygen, reduced flavin or flavoprotein as one donor, and incorporation of one atom of oxygen; iron ion binding.